Molecule: messenger RNA, 1850 nt
Organism: Plectropomus leopardus (leopard coralgrouper)
Lineage: Eukaryota; Metazoa; Chordata; Actinopteri; Perciformes; Serranidae
Product: cell division cycle protein 20 homolog B-like
Biological process (GO): positive regulation of ubiquitin protein ligase activity; anaphase-promoting complex-dependent catabolic process; positive regulation of anaphase-promoting complex-dependent catabolic process
Cellular component (GO): anaphase-promoting complex
Molecular function (GO): anaphase-promoting complex binding; protein binding; ubiquitin ligase activator activity
Source: RefSeq, a predicted model, not a curated record
AUGGAAGUGGCAGGUGGCGAGAACGUGCGCUGCUCGCGCCGUUCAGCCCUCUUAGCGCCAGAGCAGCUCAUCAUUAGGAUGGUGUGGCCCGCGGAGACAGGGCCUUUUCCCGCAAAACCAGGCGAUUGUUUAAAGAAGUUACAAGACAAAAUGAGGAGAAUGCUGAGAGAUUUUGUGGGAAAGAGGAGACACUGCCCCUUUAAGGGACAAAACAACGCAUGUCAGGUCUCUUAUAAGCGCUUCAGGAGGCGGAUCAUCAGGCGGAGCAGUUUUGAUGGUGCUGGUCCUGCAGCCAGUACACCGCUGGUCACUGGGCGGCAGUGUGAGCUCAGCUUUGAGUUUGACACAGUCUGUCAGAGACUCGAGCUGGAGUCACCACCGAGACACCGUGAACCAGCAGAGAGAGACCUGCAUGGAAAACUACAAGAGACGGCAUCAGUGGGAGGAGUGUCCCACUGCAGGACUGUCACACCACCAAACACGCCAUGCACCUUCACUGCCAGGGGACGGCCUGCCAUAGAAAAAGCCCCAGAACAGGGGUGGGUAUGGAGAGCUGCUGUUCAAGAACCUGGAAAUGCCCAACAAGCUGGUUCUCACGAGAGAAGACAUGCUUUGCAGCCAUUUGCAGUUUUGGACAAAGCUGUGAGUCUGCGAGGACAGUCAGUAAUAAAGUUAGCGGCACCAUCACUGCUGAAUGACUUCUACACUGAUCUCCUCGACUGCAGUAGUAAGGGUUUUGUUGCAUUAGCGCUGGGCUCUUCUGUUUACCUCUGGAAUUCAGAAACUUGUGCUCUGGUGGGAUAUUUGGACCCGAGUCCACAACCCGGCAGGCCGCACAACCAGACACAGUCCAUCUCGUGUCUGAGCUGGAGCAGAGAUGGCCGCGUUCUGUGCGUUGGGACAAGGCGAGGGGAGAUACAGUUGUGGGAUGUUGAACACAAGAAGUGUAUGAGGUGUCUGCCAUCCCACACGUCUGUGGUCAGAGCUCUUUCCUGGAAACAGCAGUUACUCAGCAGCGGCUCCCUUCUCGGACAUAUCCAUCACCUCGACCCUCGGGCUCAAACAUCUCUGGUGGGCGCAGCCGUCCAGAAGGAGGCGAUCUGCAGCCUUCAGUGGUCACCAGGAGACGAAUGGCUGGCCAGCGGCUCCUCAGAAGGCCUCCUCCGUGUUUGGGAUAGAGACAUUGCAGGGCUCACUAGGUCACGUCAGCCAGUCACUACAGUGAAACAGCCCAGUGGUGUUAAGGCGAUGGGAUGGUGUCCAUGGCAGAGAAAGAUGAUCGCCACAGGAGGCGGAUGGAAAGACGGAGAGCUAAGAAUCUGGGACACAGAUUCGGGGACUUGUGUGACUUCUGCCUACACAAAUUCACAGAUCUGUUCUCUACAAUGGGCUGAAAAGAGGAGAUAUCUGGUCACAGGUCACGGCCUUCCUCAUCAUCAAGUUCACUGCUGGUCCUGGGAGUCUCCCUCCCUCAGCCCCGUCGACAAGCUCACAGGUCAUUCCAACCGAGUCCUGCACUUGGCCUUAAACCCUGAAAACACUCAGAUUUUCUCUGCUGGAGCAGACCAGCAGUUUCACAUCUGGAACAUGUAAUUAUCAACAUCACUGAACGUUGUCGGUGAAUGUUGUUGGAGUGUAAAACCUGUCCACAGAUAAGCAGCUUUCAUGGUAAUGCCACUGUGUUUUCUCCCCCCUUCUCUGAAAUAACCACAAUGAGAUGUUAUAAACCACAAUAAAACUAGGCUAUGAUAGUUCAUGCACCACAGUUUCAGGGUUAAAUACCACAAUAAAAGGUUACUUAAAUUCUAUACAAUAUGUUACUUUAUUAACUGCAGAUAAGUCUUAAAGCC